Molecule: messenger RNA, 1705 nt
Organism: Anopheles moucheti
Lineage: Eukaryota; Metazoa; Arthropoda; Insecta; Diptera; Culicidae
Gene: ATP6AP2
Product: ATPase H(+)-transporting accessory protein 2
Exons: 4
Coding region: 72-1043 (323 amino acids)
Biological process (GO): positive regulation of Wnt signaling pathway
Cellular component (GO): membrane; external side of plasma membrane
Molecular function (GO): signaling receptor activity
Source: RefSeq, a predicted model, not a curated record
UGCCUAACACAAUAACGUCAUAUGAUCACAAGUGCAAAAUCAUAGGGCAGAUAACUUCACUGGACGGCAAGAUGUUGCGGGCGAUUUCCCUUUUAUUUGCGCUGGCUACAGUUGCAAACUGUGAUCAAUUAUCCGUGCUGUAUGCGCCCAAAGCGGUCGAAUUUAGUGGAAACAGCCGGUUGGAUUCGGAAUCCCUGCCGGAAGUGUUCGGAGCUGCUCUUGGCUAUUCCGUUAGCCUGCCAACGGAAUGGGACGGUAUGGUGAUAAAGGAUCCGUUCAACACAGCCAACGGUGCCGUAGUGGUUGUGGCCGAGGGACUGGAAUCCGUCGCGGUCGAGGGUGCUAAGAGCUAUCAACUGGACGGUAAUACCGGAUCUGUUGCUCUGAGCGAGUUGAUCCAGAAAUCGGCCGACCAUCAGGGUGUCAGUUUUGAGGUGGAUCUGAAGGAAUCUUCCCAUAACUUUGCCACUCCGCUCGGUACCGUUCAGCCAGACGAUGAGGAAAUGAAUCCGCAACAUCUGAAACCAAAAUCGAACAAAGCCGAUUCAGACUUUCUGCGCCAGAUUGCGUUUUUGAACGGGCUUAGUGAUCUGCUCGUGACGUCAACUGACCGUAUUCCAACCGUGCAUAUUGUUCGCGUAUCGUUCGAAGCACUGUUGGCCGCACACGAACCUAACUCUCCCGCAUUGGACGAAGCGAAGAAAUUGUUCGUUAAUGCGUUGGCUGGAUUAGAAACGGCAUCAGAAAAGGCAUUCGAUGGUGCCGUUAUUGUAGGACUGGUAACGGCCAGCGAAGGUCAGUUGGUGGUUCGUUCAAAGCGUCAGGUGUCACAGUCGAAACAGGAGGGAGAACAGGACAACCCGAUGAAUUUGGCUACCAAGUAUAACAGCAACUAUCCAGUUAUCUUCAACAUUAUUCUGUGGUUCAGCGUUGUGCUAGCGUUCUCACUGCUGGCCAUCUCGAUCGUAAUUGGCACGAUGGAUCCGGGUCGCGAUUCGAUCAUCUACCGUAUGACUUCGACCAGAAUGAAGAAGGAUAAUUAAAUCCACUCUACCCGGUAGGCCAUAUAAGCGUUCCAGUCCAUAGUUAGCCAGAUCGUACACACCCUACUCUACUCUGUGCACUUCAUCCCAAAUCAACAAACUAAAAAUGGACUGUACCGUAUGCACAUAAUUAAAAAAGUAUUACAAAGUAAUCUGGCCAGACGCUCCCAAAACAGAGAAAGAGGUACAACCAUCAUCAGGUGCUGGAACGAGUGCUAGUGCACAUUCUUCAUAGAACGAGGAGCUAACAUCCUAUCCUUAGCAUGCGAAGACUCUUCUUUUUUCGUCGUACACAUCCAACCAUCAUCACGCUUUAUACUGUGGGCGAUUUUCUUCUGUCUACCAACAUACCAGAUACGCAACCCAUCGUUGUUAUCGUCGUCAUGUACUUUGCGAUUCCGUGGGAAAAAGAAUACUUACUGUGUGGAACCGUUCAUCGUCGCUCAACGUUGUCUCCCAUGAACAACACGUUUCUUUCGGUUUCCCAUUAUUAUUGUGAGCCCGCUCGCCGUUGUCUGUGUGGACAUUUUACCAACAGAGCCAAUAGAUAAUGCAUAAUGCGCUGUCCCUUUUGUUUUCCUUAGUUGUUGUUUGUUUGAGUUUCGUUCGUCAGGUGUAGAAAAUAAAUAAGGAUAACAUUCCAGAGUAGUUUGCGAAGGAAU